UUUCUCAUGCCUACUUGCUGGUGAAAAUGGACCAAAAUCCUUCGUUGUGUUGGGAAUCCAUCCUUGAAAAAGUCAGAGAACAUAUUCCAACCAUCGACUCUGAUUCUUCCUCGUCAGAAAGUGAAGAAACUAUCAGCAUUUUUCAAAGACCAGCUGGUCUGUCCUUGAAGGUCCCUGAAGACUUUAGUUUUUCUCUGAACGAUGGCGACUUAGAGGUAGAGGCUUGGAAGAGAGACAGUGUGCUUUUGAAUGCAGCCAAACUCAAUGCUUCCCCAAAGCCUUACAGAAAUUAUCAGAAAGCUGCUGAGGGUUUUCCUGUUCUCUCAUUCGAGAGGCUCAAUCAAUGGGAUUUAGACCAUGUCCUCCAAAAUAUGAAGGGAGAUGGCCUGUCUCUGAAACAGAACGUGACAUAUGAACCUGCGACAUCACAUGCAGAUGGAGACAAGAACCGGUCCCAGGAGAGUAUAAUGGACAAACUAGUUGCUUUCUGUAAGAGUCAGUCAUCUCUUUCUUCAUCAGAGCCAGGGAAAGGUUUAAACUUGAUCAGACAAAAAAAUGUGUGUAACAUAUCACCAGAGCAACGCUUGAGCCACCAGAAAUGCCCUACCGUUUACAUUGACCUGUGUUGCCCUGAUUCUUCAAUAAAACCACUGAAGACAUCUACAGAUAUUUUAUCUGAAGUCAAGUCACAAGCAAAAUCCAAUACUCACAAAGAAACAGCACCUGCACAGAAGCUUAAAGUUCAAACUGCAUCACAAGUGCGGGGCAGUGACAUGACUGGGAAGAGUAUGUUGCUGCACACAACACGGAUGAUGAAAAAAAAAGAGAAUGCUAAUCAAGAUAUACAUACAGACUCAACAGUGCAAAGUAGGGAUGCAGAAGAAUCCACAGAGUUUACUCGUCAUGCGUUGGAGCAUUUGAAGGAAGAAGAAUCUUCUCAUACACAGAUUAAGAGUGUAGCCCCCAAAAGGGAGCGCACAAAAGGAAAUUGUAGUAGUAAAAUCAAAAAGCAGGAGCAGCAGAGUGACCAGCAGGAACAGCACCAGCAAAUCCUGAAGCAACUGACAAAACAUUGUCCAACUAUGUCUGUCAACAAGAGGCAACCAGCUGCUGAAAAGACUGAUGUUCUUUAUCAUGUUGAAGCAUCUUACCUGCAGCCAAUCAGCACACUGCCAGCAAACUGGGAAAGUAAGGGGCAAAUGAUGUUGAUUGUCAACCUUUCCAGUCCUGGUAUGGUUGAAGAAGCAGAAGGUCUUCCGUGUCCAGCUGCAACCAAAUCACACAUCUACAACACUUUGGUGGCCUGGUUUCUGUCUUUGGUUGGUCCAUGCCCACUCAGUGAUGAAGAAGAGUUCGGUGCAAUAGUCCCAUUCUGGGUGGCAGGACUUCAGCAGCUGUGGACAGAGGAUGGACUGGCAUUGUAUGUUUUAGCUGUGGCACGUGGCUCUUACACACCAAAGAAAAAGCAGAGAGACAUCCACACUCCUUUCUACGACCACGUCUGCAGGUUCCUCUCCGAGACCACACUCCCUGUUAUUGCCCACUGGCUACCUCAGCUCCAAACCCUACUGGACCAGGAAUCUUAUACUUCAGCGAUCCAUCUGCCCUCUUCCAUUUUGAAGUCUUUUAUCUUCACCUCCUCCAGGAAUGAGCUCAUAGAAAGGAUAUUUGGUCUUAGUCCAGCCUUUUACUGGCAGACAGUUGAAUCCCAAGAGAAUGUUUGCAAGGGGAAGGAUUCCAACCUGGAGCUUCACACAGAGGUAUCAGUUGCUCUGGGCUGUAAAACUUUCUUCUUGGAUCCCCUCAUGACACACUACACCCUCCAGCUUGUUCUGGACUCUGGGUUGGACGUGUGUGGUCUGAGACUCCUUUAUCCAACGCAGGAGUCCUUGACUGACAGUUCUGGUGCUGAACCAGGUAUCCAAACAACAGAUGAGACAUGCCAUCCUGUUCUUGCCAUGGCUGUUCGAGGCCCUCAUUCUAACUCAGCUUUCCAAGAUGUAAUUACUUCUUUAUAUAUUGUGCUGCCAAGAAAGGAAGAUUCCACAUCUGCCAGCUCUUUCCGCUGUGGAAAUCAAAGGCUUGGUCCCCUGCUGUCUCUUCAAAUUGCCAGUCAAGUUCAUAGAGAUCUAUGCUUGUGGUUUUCAGGAAGACUUCCAGGAAAAUGCACACAGAAUGACAAGCAGUCUCUGAAUAGAGUUGUACACGCUCAAAACAGAGACAAAGGCAGUGCAUUCAACUCAAACAGAUCCCCUUCCUCAUUGUGUGCUACAACUAAAGCUGACUUGCUCCUUGUAGUGUCACCUACUGUGCCCCCAUGUUGCUAUAGCCAAGUUCUGGCUGUGUGUGAAUUCAGAGGGUUCAGCCUUAUGGGGCUGCAGAGACUGCAGCUGCAGAGCAAUGGAGCUGCUGUGCUUGGACUCAGCAACCAGCAGGCCCUGAUAUUCUGCAGUCCAACUACCACCCAGAAACAAAAGGAGCAGGAUCUGUCCUCUCACUGUCUGGUGUUGAUGCUGAGGAAAGAAAAUGCAAUGCACCACAGCGUUAGUCUGCCAUCAGCCCUAAUGAGACAGCUUAAGGCUGAAAAUCUUCUGGGCUGCAUCCAUCCCAGACAGGGCGGCAUUUCCACAGUCAAAGCAGACAUGUGUUUCCAUACUGUGCCUUACAUCAGUGAGCUGUUCUUCAUCUUUGUUCGGUGUAUGUGGACAGUGCCCAGUCCUUCCCAUGUCAUCCUGUCCCGUCACAAGUCCUUGUCCACAGCUGACAUGGAGCAGGUGGUGAUUUUGACCAUGUGUGAGAAGGACAUGAGCAAAGGCCUGAGCCUCCUACAUAGAGUGCUGACAAAAGGUUUCAAACUGCUUGGCCUUAAGUUUCUGCCUGUGUUGACUCGGCCUCAGGCUCUGGAAGUGACUCCAUAUGAGGUGGGAGAGCAGCUCUAUAACAGCAGCGUGGAAAUUCUGAUGUCCUCCCCUGUCCUAGUGUGCGCUCUGAGCCAGGCUGAGGCUUUUUAUUCCCUGAGAAAGCUCCUACCACAGGAUUACCCUGCUAACCUCAGUGUCCUAAUGUCAGCAACGCCUGAAGUAGCUUUUAGACAAGCUUCUGUAUUCUUCCUCGAGUGUGAGGUAACUUUUGGAGGGCUUGUUGAGGUGCAGAAAAAACAUAAUGUCAGAUACCAAAGAUACCAGAUACCCAUAAAACAUCUUAGGAGUAUUCAGAACUGUCAUUGAUGAUUAUGUACAUUUACCUGUAAUCUGCUCCACAAAGCAUACACUCACAGCUGAAGUUUAAUCAUAAGAGAAAACAUUUAUGCUACAUAAACUCAAAUAUUGCAAGUGUUUUUGUCAGAUUCAUAGGCGAAUGUAUCUUCCCAUUAUAUGCCAUAAUCACUAUUUAAGAUUAAACAUUUAUUUCAAAAUAUAAAACACAUAAUAAGGCUUGAAUUGCUUGUACCAGUGCAGCAAGCAGAUCCUACAUUUCAAGUAUCUUUUAAUCAGAUCAAAAUAAGACACUGACUCCAGC
This is a messenger RNA of Cheilinus undulatus (humphead wrasse), 3519 nucleotides long. Its product is annotated as dynein axonemal-associated protein 1. The transcript has 20 exons. Gene Ontology annotation, molecular function: dynein complex binding. The record is from RefSeq and is a predicted model, not a curated record. Bases 27 to 3227 code for a protein of 1066 amino acids. Gene Ontology annotation, cellular component: dynein axonemal particle. Lineage: Eukaryota; Metazoa; Chordata; Actinopteri; Labriformes; Labridae.